AUGAAGUCCUUCAUCACCUCCUCCCUGGCAGCGGCCGCCUUGUACACGAGCGCCGUCGCCGAUCCCAUCCGGAACUGUCCCAAUGGCAACAGCGGCGUCUGCUUCCAGGUCGCUGUACCCGAAACGGCAGCAUCAGCCGGCACCGGCAACCUCUACUUCCAGAUCUCAGCGCCAGAGUCGUACGCCUGGAUCGGCCUCGGCACCGGCACGCGCAUGUCCAACUCGAACAUGUUUCUCAUGUACCAGGACGGCAGCGGCAACGUGACCAUCAGCCCGCGCCGGGCCUCGGGCCAAGUCAUGCCCCAGGUCACGACCAAUGGCGCUCAGCUCGAGCUCCUCGCCGGCUCGGGCGUCAGCAACGGCGUCAUGACCGCCAACGUCCGCUGCUCCAACUGCGCCUCGUGGAGUGGCGGCUCCAUGCCCCUCGGCUCGUCCAGCUCGAACUGGAUCGCCGCUUGGCGCCGCGGCUCCGCCAUCUCCUCGACCAACCUCAACGCGCCCAUUAGCCAGCACGAUUCCGAGACGUCCUUCGGCCUCGACCUGACACAGGCGACCGUUGCCGAAGACACGAACCCCUUUGCCGGCUCCGCAGCGCCAACCACCGGCGGCAACACGGGCAACAGCAACACCGGCGGCAACACGGGCGGCAUCACAGCGCCGGCGUCGUCGGGCCUCGCCGGACCCAACGUUCUCCUGGCGCACGGCGUCAUCAUGACCAUUGUCUUCGUCGCCAUGUACCCCAUCGGCUCCAUCCUCAUGCCCAUGCUCGGCAAGUGGCUCAUCCACGCCGGAUGGCAGAUUAUCGCCUUCAUGCUCAUGUGGGCGGGCUUCGGUCUCGGCGUCGUCUACGGCAACGACCACGGAUACCUUUUCAAGCAGACGCACACCAUCCUCGGCACCGUCGUCUGCGCGCUCCUGGUUGCCCAGCCCUUCCUUGGCUUGGUGCACCACAUGCACUACAAGAAGCACCAGAUGCGCGGCGCUGUCAGCCACUCGCACAUUUGGUUCGGCCGCAUCGUCCUGCUCCUCGGCAUCAUCAACGGCGGUCUCGGCAUGCAACUCGCCUCGUCCUCGACAACGUGGAUCGUCGCCUACUCGGUCGUCGCUGGCAUCAUGGCGGUGCUGUAUGUGCUCGCCAUCUGGCUCAAGUCGAGGCGGACGGGCGGUCGCAGGAAGGACGAUCUCAGCCUCGGCGGUUCGCCGGUGCGCGAGUCGCACGAGAUGAAGUAG
This is a messenger RNA of Verticillium alfalfae VaMs.102, 1230 nucleotides long. RefSeq lists its product as hypothetical. The transcript has 3 exons. The record is from RefSeq and is a predicted model, not a curated record. NCBI's taxonomy places the organism in Eukaryota, Fungi, Ascomycota, Sordariomycetes, Glomerellales, Plectosphaerellaceae. The coding region runs from base 1 to 1230 and encodes 409 amino acids.